AUGUCUCAAAAAGCUCUUUUACUUGAGGAGGUGGGUAAGCCAUUGAUCGUGGGGCACCGGACAAUCCCAGAGCCUGGUGAGAAUCAGCUACUGGUCAAAGUCCUUGUCGCCGGCCUAAACCCCCACGACCAGAGAACCCGCGACGAUGGCCUCUUUAUCACCAGCAUGCCAUAUGUCAUUGCUAACGACCUGGUCGGAGAAGUAGUGACUGUCGGAACCGGAGACCAUUCUGCCAAGUUUACACUUGGCGAGCAUGUGUUUGGUCACACCUUUGCCGAAGGGGGCUUCAACAAUGACUUUAAUGCUGCGCAGCAAUAUGCUCUUGUUGAUGCGAGGUUCGUAGGCAGAAUAGCCGACUGUGGACUGAGCGACGACGAGGCAUCCACGAUUCCAGUCAUCGUUUUGGCCGCUUUUGUUGCCCUGUUUGCCCCCUCCGGCCAUGGUCUGCCCCCUCCCUUCUCACCCGAGGCAAAGUCCUUUGACUAUUCCAGCGUCACCCUUCUCGUCAUUGGAGGCGGCUCCAACACGGGACGGGCCGUCGUUGAGCUUGCCAAGUUGGUGGGAAUAGGUCAAAUCAUCGCGGUCGCUGGGAAACAGAAUGAAGCAAACCUCAAGGCUAUCGGAGCUACCCACGUUAUCGACCGAAGAGUCCCUGAUGUGCUGGACCAGAUUCGCGACAUCACUGGAGAUGAGCUAAUCUAUGCUGUUGACACGGUCAAUCCGGGCUUGGAUCAAGAGCUCGGUGUCGCAGCGCUGUCAAACAAGAAAAAGGGCACCUUGAUCACUCUUCGUCGACCCGACGGAGACUUUGAUGCUGCUCGGGUAGGGCCCAAGUCUGCUGGAUACGAGCGGCGACUUGUGUUUGGCGUGUCUCCCAUCCAUCCAGAGGUGACGAUGGGAUUCUGGGAAGAGGUUCCUCGUUGGUAUAAAGAGGGAAAACUGCAUCAGAGUAGCUUUGAGGUUAUUAAGGGCUUGGACGCGAAUGCUGUGAACAAGGCGUUGGAUAAAUAUCGAGAUGGGAACGGGGUUAAGAUGAACAUACACCCUUGGGAAUGA
Molecule: messenger RNA, 1056 nt
Organism: Fusarium redolens
Lineage: Eukaryota; Fungi; Ascomycota; Sordariomycetes; Hypocreales; Nectriaceae
Product: chaperonin 10-like protein
Exons: 2
Coding region: 1-1056 (351 amino acids)
Molecular function (GO): oxidoreductase activity, acting on NAD(P)H
Source: RefSeq, a predicted model, not a curated record